AUGGUCGCUGGGGCAACCAUGGGUGAACACCAAGACCCCCCACGACAGAGUGACAACAAUGUUGUAGUGGACACACCCCUUGUGGGACCCAGAAAUGAGGCAGAGGUAGAGGUCAAUGGAGUUGAGUGUAGGGCCCUCUUUGACACAGGCUCUCAGGUCACAAGCAUUACACACAAGUACUGGCGUACCCAUCCUGUCCUUAAAAAAUCCAAACUCAGACCCUCUAAAAUUCCCAUAGAGGGUGCAGCAGGUCAGAAGGUUUCACACUAUGGUGUUCUGAAUAUAAAAGUUACGAUGUUUGGAAAGGAGUUUAAUAAGGUGCCAGCUUUUGUUGUUCCAGACUCGCAAUACCGUUCCUCUGUCCCUCUGCUGAUUGGAACUAAUGUUCUUCGGGCGUCCAGAGACCACCUUCAAGCAGCCCAUGGCGGCCAAUUCCUCCAGUGGGUAAAGGAAAGCCACCCAGAAUGGUACGCUGCUUUGUCGGAGGUGGAGAACACUCAACCUGAACAAAAUCAGUGUGUGGUGGGUCCUGUUGUGUAUGCUGGGCAAAGAAUACGCGUUCCAGGUGGACAUGAGCUAAAUUUAAAGUGCAAGAUCAAAGGGGGCCCAAAAAGAAAAACGUAUACCGCCCUCCUGGAAACAGUUUCCGUCCCAAAGCUUCCUCAAGACCUUCUGGUGGCUAAAGUCCUUGCUAAUGUCAGCAGAGGUUACGCUCCCAUCCGAGUUAUGAACCUAUCCCAGCAGGCCAUUGUGAUAAAACCAAACACUCAUCUGGCAGAUGCUGUUCUGGUGGACAGGGUGGUGGAGUUUAGUGACAGCCAGGAGGAUGACUCCGUCAAGGGGGGAGCCAUAAGCCUUGAGCAGGUUGUGUCGGCUUGCGGGGUGGACCUAAGUGAAGCUGCCGUUGAAAGUGACCACCAGCGCACUCUUCUCAAAGACCUGAUUGAGAGAAAUAAAAGUGUAUUUUCCCAGCACCCCCUGGACUAUGGCCACACAAAAACAAUGCAGCAUGAGAUCCCUUUGGUGGACUGUAAGCCAUUUCGGCUCCCAUAUCGCAAAAUUCCCGCCUCUCAGUGGCAGGAUGUACGGAAGUUGUUGAAUGAUAUGGAGUCGACAGGAGUUAUUAGGCCGAGUAAGAGUCCGUAUGCUUCGCCUGUGGUGAUAGUGACCAAGAAGGAUGGCACUCCAAGGCUCUGCAUCGAUUAUAGGAAGCUUAACUCCUGCAGCACCAGGGAUGCGUUCCCUUUGCCUCGUAUAGAGGAAGCACUGGAGGCUCUUGGUCAAGCAAGGUAUUUUUCGACACUCGACCUCACAGCAGGGUACUGGCAAGUAGAAGUGGCGGAACAUGACAAACAUAAAACAGCAUUCAGUACCCCCAUGGGCCUGUUUGAAGCCAAUAGAAUGCCAUUUGGUCUGCAAAAUGCACCCUCCACAUUUCAGAGACUUAUGACUUGCUGUUUCGGUGACUUGAACUUCACUCACCUCCUAAUAUAUCUGGAUGACUUGAUAGUGUUUUCCAGUACAUUUGAAGAGCACUUGGAGAGGUUGCAACUGGUGUUUGGUCGCCUGCAAGAACAUGGCCUCAAGCUCAAGCCAUCCAAAUGCCAGCUCAUUAGGAAGGAGGUGCAGUAUUUGGGUCAUGUGGUGUCAGCAGAUGGAAUCAGGACUGACCCAGAGAAGAUCACCAAGGUCAAGCAUUGGGAGAGGCCCACGAACCGUAAGGAAGUGCUGCAAUUCCUUGGAUUUGCUGGCUACUACCGGCGCUAUGUGAAGGGGUACUCUGUCUUAGCCGCUCCAUUGUACCGCCUUACAACAGGUGAUCCAAGGAAGAAGAAGCGGGGUGAGCGGAAGAGCUCAGGGCCAGAGUCACUAUUUUUAUGGACGGUCGAGUGCGAGGAAGCUUUCCAGGCCUUGAAGGACAGUCUUACCACUGCCCCGGUACUUGGCUACCCUGACUACAAUCUGCCAUUCGUGCUCCAGACGGAUGCUUCAGGAGGAGGACUUGGUGCUGUUUUGGCACAAGUUCAGAAUGGUGAAGAGAAGGUCAUUGCCUAUGCUAGCAGGAGUUUGAAUCCAGCGGAGACAAGGUACCCCGCUCAUAAACUCGAAUUCUUGGCACUCAAAUGGGCUGUGACUGUAAAGUUCUAUGACCAUCUCUAUGGGCGCAAGUUUUCUGUCCUCACUGAUAACAAUCCCCUGAAGUAUGUGAUGUCAUCGGCAAAGCUGGAUGCUACUGGGCAGAGGUGGGUGUCGGCACUGGCGGCAUUUGACUUUGACGUCCAAUACCGAAGAGGAAAGAACAAUGCCAAUGCUGAUGCUCUUUCUCGGAUGUCCAAUCAGGAGGUAACUCAAGUCUUGCAAACCUGUCCUCAGCUUAUACAAACUAGUGCUGGCUGGAGUGGUCCGGGGGAUGAGGAAACCAACAUGCCUGACAAAUCAGCAGCUUCUUUGUCAAAACCUGAAUUGGACGUGCCAGAUGAGGCAUACUAUGACGUGGGAACUGAAGCAUUGCCACCAAUGACAAAGCAGGAACUCAGACAAGGACAGAAGGAAGAUCCUGUUGUUGGCCCGGUCCUGUUCCUCAAAAGCCGGAAUAGGAAACCAAACAGCAAAGAGAGAGCGACUGGUGACAAGAAGAGGGACCUUCUUUUGAAGGAGUGGGGGAGGUUGGUGGUCAAAGAUGGAAUUCUGUAUCGCACCAUCAAAAAGUGUCGCAGGGGAAUAGUGGAGCAGUUGGUGUUGCCAGAAAACCUGCAGGCGUCAGUCAUGACUGCUCUACAUGAUGACUCUGGACAUCUGGGAUGUGACAGAACGCUCCAGAUGAUCAGAGAACGAUUUUAUUGGCCAGAAAUGUUCAAGGAGGUCAAAACAUGGUGUGAAACAUGUGAAAGAUGUUGUCUCAGGAAGACCCCAACAGCUGGACUAAGGGCCCCCUUGGUCAGUAUCCACAGCAGCGCACCCAUGGAGCUGGUGUGUGUGGACUUUCUGACCUUGGAUAAAGCAAAAGGUGGUAUUGAGAAUGUCCUCGUUGUAACUGAUCAUUUCUCCCGUUACGCACAAGCAUACCCAACCAAAGACCAAAAGGCAACAACUGUGGCUAGAGUGCUGUGGAAAAACUUCUUUUGUCGCUUUGGCUUCCCAACCAAGUUGCACACGGACCAAGGGCGCAACUUUGAGAGUGCUGUUGUGAAGGAGCUUUGCAAGGUCAUGGGGAUCGCCAAAACUCACACGACCCCCUAUCACCCUCAGGGGAACGGCACCACUGAAAGGUUCAACCGGACCCUCAUGAACAUGCUGAGAACAUUGGAGCCUAGGCUGAAACAUCACUGGCACGAGUAUGUGGAUGCGAUGACUCACGCGUACAACUGUACACAACACGACUCGACGGGAUACACACCCUACUACCUGAUGUUUGGAAGGCACCCCAGACUUCCAAUUGACUUGGUCUUUGGGCUCCCAACCACAGAAGGCUCUUGUGACUACAAUGAGUAUGUCCAAACAUUGCAUGACUGCUUGUCUCAGGCCUAUGCUCAAGCCAGCCAGGCUUCCCGUAAUGCCAAGGAUCAACAAAAGGCACAUUAUGACAAGAAAGCUAAGUCCCACGUGUUUGAACCAGGCGACAGAGUUCUGGUGAAGGUGUGCCACGUUGAGGGUCGGCAGAAACUCGGGGACAGAUGGCAGGCCCAGCCAUAUGUGGUGGUGAAAAAGCAACCCAAUAUGCCAGUCUAUGUUGUUCGGUCCGAGAGUGGGGAAACGGAAAGAGUGGUCCACAGCAAUCUCCUUACCCAGUGUAUGUUCCUCCCGGUGGACCAAGGAGGUGGAGUGACGGCUGGAAGAGAGGAUUCCAAUGGAGCUGGAGACAGUGUGGAGGAGGUAGAAGAAGGACAUGAGGAGGAAAUGGAUGUGGAUGUGGAAGAUGAUACUAUUGACUUGGAGGAACAGGUGGAGAUGAGGAGGAAUCCCCCAAGAAAAAGAGUUCCACCUAAAAGGCUGAGUCUUGAAUCUCAGGUAGUGAGGUCAGAUGACGACCAGCUGAGGAUAGCGAGGGAGUUAACCGUUCAGCCCAGUAACGCACUCUCUGACAACUCAGCUACAACUGACCUGGCAUUAAAUUACUUGAUAACAAGCAUUGCACAGCAGGUGGGACAAACUAUAAGGGAUCAGUUAAAGGAAGAAUGUAGAGAAAGUGGUGUUAGAGGCGCACAAGCUCAGAGCAGUGUCGGCCAGUUACCUAGUGACUCUACUUACCUUAACCUGACCGGUGCCAAGUUAGUCCUGCAGUCAGAUGUGAAAGAGCCUCCUGUCUUCAGAGGAGAUGAGUCGGACAAGAUCACGUUGUGUGAGUGGGAAGAAUUGAUGAAAACCUACUUCAAGAAACGAGCCACACCCGUAGCAGAGCAACAUUUUGAGAUAAUGUGUAAGUUAAUGGGAAAAGCCAAAGACAUUGUAAGAAUCACUCUGAGAAGCAGUCCCUCACUGAAACCAGGAGAGAGCCCAGAAGUGAUCUACAACAUCCUCAGUCGACAUUUUGGUGAGGUGAGUUUUUCAUGUAUGCCCAUGGCGGACUUCUACAGUACAGUCCCAACAGCAGGAGAAACUCCUCUAGAGUAUUGGGUUCGGCUAAACAAGGCAGUUGAUGCAGCAGAAGAAGGUUUGAAAAGGCUAGGUCGACGUUUAGACAACCCCUGCCAAGAAGUUGCUAUGAUGUUUGUUAAGUACUGUCCAGAUCCCUCACUGGCAGCAGUCCUCAAGUUUAAAGCACCGGACAAGUGGACUGUUAGUGAUAUUCAAGAGCAGAUAGAUCAAUACCAGAUCGAGGCCAGAGAACAGAAACUCUCCAAGUCAAAGCAGCCUGCACUUGUCACGGUUAACAUCCAGACCCCUGCACCUGAUAAUUUGGCGCCGACAUGUCAACCCAGAGAGCCUCCUGUGCAGGUUGAGAAUAACCCAGCAGCCAAACCCCCCUGCGAUGAUGGUUGCUUGAGAACACUGAUCGGUCUCUUUGAUCGUGCUUUAUCACAACAUGUCCUGGCCACAGACAAACCGAUCCAUCCGGCACAGACUUACCAAAGCAUCAACAACAAGUCACACGUGAAGGGGAUGCUGGACUCUGGCUCCAUGGCCUGCACACUAAGUGAGCAAGCAGAACUACAGAUGUUAAGUGACAAUGUUCUAUCAAAUUCCAUUCCUCUGACUCAAGAGAUUGUUCUUGUGGGCUGUGGUGGAAAAAUCAGCAAGCCUAAGUGCAUGUAUGAAGUUGAGAUGAAAGCUGGCAAUCUUCUUCCUGAGUGUGAGCAGUUUCUUGACCUCAUGGCAAACUCAUCCAGGUGGAGAGGUGAGGAGCUCCCGGAAAGGAUUGGCACAGUCAAGCUUCAACAGUCAGUCACCCUGCUGGUGAGACAAGAACACCUUGUGUGGGGUAAGCUGCCGAAUAAUGUCCCAAUGUCACCAGGAAGCACAGUCAUUGUCGAACCCACCUCAUCAAAGUCCAUGCCACGCAACAUCAUGGUCGGCCGUGUCAUUACGCCACUUUGGGGAGACAGAUGGGUUCCCAUGAAAGUGACUAACCUGUCCAACAAACCGAUAACCCUCAGGAGGAACAGUAAGCUGGCAGAUGUGUCUCCCUGCCUAGCUGUAGAAGAUUUUGAAGUUUUCCAGGGUUCCAGUCAGCCUGGAAAAGCUGAAACAGACAACAGUCAUGACUAUGUCAAGCUCACAGAUCUGAAACAGCGGCUGCAACAAAUUGGUCUCAGCAACAUUGACAUUGACCUGUGUCACGCUGGUAAUGAAGGGAAAAAGAAGUUAGUUGAGCUGCUCGAAAAGUACAAUGACAUCUUCUCAAAACACACGUUGGAUUGUGGUGAGGCGAAAGGCUUUACCCACCACAUCAGACUUACCGAUGAGAAACCUUUUCGUCUUCCUUACCGCCGUGUGCCACCAGCCCACUACCAGAAACUGCGGCAGGUCCUGUCUGAGAUGGAGGAGCAGGAAAUAAUCCGGAAAUCUUUGAGUGAAUAUGCAUCUCCUCUAGUCUUGGUGUGGAAAAAGGACGGCAGCUUAAGACUAUGCACCGACUUCAGGUGGCUGAAUGCUCGCACAUUCAAAGAUGCGCACCCACUGCCACAUCAGUCGGACUGCCUUGCUGCGCUGGGAGGAAACACCUACUUCAGCACCAUGGACCUGACCUCCGGGUUUUAUAACAUCCCGAUGGCUGAGGGAGACAAGAAGUACACUGCAUUCACGACCCCUGUGGGUUUGUAUGAGUAUAAUAGAAUGCCACAGGGUCUGUGCAAUAGCCCCGCCUCAUUUAUGCGCAUGAUGCUCAGCAUAUUUGGUGACUUGAACUUCAGCAGUCUGUUAUGCUAUCUCGACGAUUUGCUGGUGUUUGCUUCAACAGAAGAGGAAGCUUUGGAGAGGCUUGAGGUUGUGUUUCAGAGGCUGCGACUCCACAACCUUAAGCUAAGUCCUAAAAAGUGUCACCUGAUGCGAUCUUCAGUCAAGUUUCUUGGUCACGUCAUAGAUGGCAAUGGAGUGGCUGUGGAUCCAUCAAAAGUUGACGUAAUCACAAACAUGUCCAAAAGUGAUCUGAUGGAAGAAGAUGGCUGCACCCCAUCAGUGAAGAGGAUAAAGUCUUUCCUUGGGAUGAUGGACUCGGCGCUGUACUGUCACAAGUACCAGCUGGACAAGAGAAGGCCCGCCCCAUAG
Doryrhamphus excisus (bluestripe pipefish) is the source of this 6705-nucleotide messenger RNA. Lineage: Eukaryota; Metazoa; Chordata; Actinopteri; Syngnathiformes; Syngnathidae. The record is from RefSeq and is a predicted model, not a curated record.